Molecule: messenger RNA, 1768 nt
Organism: Annulohypoxylon maeteangense
Lineage: Eukaryota; Fungi; Ascomycota; Sordariomycetes; Xylariales; Hypoxylaceae
Product: BTN1 protein
Exons: 3
Coding region: 88-1458 (456 amino acids)
Biological process (GO): regulation of intracellular pH
Cellular component (GO): membrane; vacuole
Source: RefSeq, a predicted model, not a curated record
AAACCUUUCCACCUACACCUUUUAAUAUCCUCUCCACGUACAAGGUAUACAUACACCAAAGAUGACCAUCAGAUACGAUAUACUAUCAUGAGUCGUUCGCCUGCGUCUUCGGGUCUCUUACCAAUUCCUGGCUCGCCUUCGUCGUCUUGGGCCAUUUACCGGGCCAGAUUCGCCUCCGUCUUUCAAAACGCCGACACGUCGGUGCUGGUCGCGUUCUGGCUAUUUGGAUUGAUCAACAAUGUCCUAUAUGUCAUUAUCCUCUCCGCGGCUCAAGACCUUGUCGGUUCCGAUGUGCCCAAAGGACUCGUCCUCCUCGCCGAUGUUCUCCCUUCGUUCCUCACCAAGUUGACCGCGCCGUACUUCAUACAUAAAGCCCCCUACUGGCUACGCACCGUCGCAUUCGCAGUGACCUCAUCGCUCGGCAUGUUCAUGAUUGCACUUACGCCUCCAGAUAGGUCCGUCGGUGCCAAGAUGGCUGGUGUUGUUUUCGCGAGCCUAUCGAGCGGCGCCGGGGAGCUGAGCUUUCUCGGACUUACGCAUUAUUAUGGGCACAUGAGUCUUGCUGCAUGGGGAAGUGGUACUGGCGCGGCUGGUCUUGUCGGUGCCGGACUUUAUGUCUUGUUUACCGACUGGUUCGGUUUCUCCGUCAAAACCAGUCUACUGGCCUCGGCAUUCUUACCUGUGAUAAUGCUUAUCAGCUUCUUCCUCGUCCUUCCUAAGGGACCGCUCCGCGCAGGAAAGCAUGCUAAAGAGUACCAUCCUAUUCUAGAUGAGGAACCCGAGGAGAAUGACAUCGAAGAAGACUUGCCCUCCGUAAAUGCAACCUCUAGCCUACUGUCGCCUGGGUCGAGUGCUACCUCUGCCUCCACGUCCCAUCAAACAUAUACCACAUCUGAAUUCAGGACAAAUUUACGACGGGCAAAAUCAUUAUUUUUCCCAUACAUGCUUCCCCUGCUAUUAGUCUACGUCGCGGAAUACACCAUUAACCAAGGCAUAUCACCGACCUUAUUAUUCCCUCUAGAUUCGACUCCCUUUAAGGAGUAUCGUGAUUUUUACCCCAUGUACGGAUUUUUAUAUCAACUCGGCGUAUUCAUCUCCCGAUCGUCAAUUGCUUUUCUUCGCUUCCGGCAUUUAUACCUUCCUUCAUUUCUUCAAGUCGGUAACCUCUUGUUGUUAACACUGCAUGCGCUGUUGCCAUUCAUCCCUAGUGUUUAUAUUAUUUUCAUCAUAAUCUUUUGGGAAGGUCUUCUUGGUGGUGCGGUAUAUGUCAACACGUUCGCCGAGAUUAUGGAAAAUGUACCAAUAUCUGAACGAGAGUUUAGCCUCGGCGCAACUAGCGUCAGCGACAGCGGUGGUAUAUGCAUCGCUGGCUUCGUCAGUAUGGCUAUGGAGGUGCGACUUUGUAACUGGCAAGCUCGUCACGGAAGAGAUUGGUGCCAGAAAAUCAAAGCUGGUUAAAAAAAAUCGAGAUGAAGACCAAUAUUUGGAAUAUAAAACCCCUGAUUCGGGAUGGGGCUAUCUAGUCUGUACAUGCUCUAUUAAGGUAGGGUUGGUUACAAGGCUGGUUUGGUAGAUUCGGGGAUGGUUUUUGCUUUUUGGUUCAAAUCAUCUUUGUUCAUCAAGACCCAAUCCAAAUCCAUGUUUAGAGCACCGCCAUUCCAUUGUGAAGGUGGUAAAAUCCUGCCAUAUUCAUUAAUGUCAAACGCCUACUUAUAAAGCUUGGCACACAAUGACAUAAGGACUUACAUAUCCCACUGCAAAUCAUUCC